GAAGAGGUGCCUCCCCCAACCCCCACCCCCAAACUGGGCAGCAAACGUUAACUGCUGGCUAGCUGCAGUCAGCGACGGGGACAAGGAGCCGAGAAGAGCGAGGGUCGGUGAGAGGGCGCUCUUUCACCCACCCUUGCUAAAAUCUGUGGAGCAUCAGCCGGAAAGCCAGGCUUGAUAAAGGUUUGCCUCGGAGCGUGUGAACAUUCCUCUGCUCGGCUCUCAGCUCGCCUCCAACCUGCGCCGCCCGGCCAGCAUGCCUCCCAGCCCGUGAAGCCGGGCCGCCGCUGCCCCUCCGCGCCGCUGUUCAUCCGCCCGCGCUGCCACCUGGCCCUGCUGAUCGACGACACACGCACUUGAAACUUGUUCUCAGGGUGUGUGGAAUCAACUUUCCGGAAGCAACCAGCCCACCAGAGGAGGACCCGAGAGCGAGAGGAUACCAUGCUGCGGAGACUAGUCCAGCAGUGGAGCGUCGCAGUGUUCCUGCUGAGCUACUCGGUGCCCUCCUGCGGGCGCUCGGUGGAGGGGCUCGGCCGCCGGCUCAAAAGAGCCGUGUCUGAACAUCAGCUCCUCCAUGACAAGGGCAAGUCCAUCCAAGACUUAAGGCGAAGAUUCUUUCUUCACCAUCUGAUCGCAGAAAUCCACACAGCUGAAAUCAGAGCUACCUCGGAGGUUUCCCCGAACUCCAAGCCCUCUCCCAACACUAAGAACCACCCGGUCCGAUUCGGGUCCGACGAUGAGGGCAGAUACCUGACUCAGGAAACCAACAAGGUGGAAACAUACAAAGAGCAGCCCCUCAAGACGCCUGGGAAGAAAAAGAAAGCCAAGCCUGGGAAACGCAAAGAACAGGAGAAGAAAAAACGGCGAACCCGAUCUGCCUGGUUAGACUCGGGAGUGGCUGGGAGUGGGCUGCGAGGGGACCACCUGUCUGACAUCUCCACAACGUCGCUGGAGCUCAGUUCACGGAGGCAUUGAAAUUUUCAGCAGAGACCUUCCGAGGACCUAUUGCAGGAUUCUGUAAUAGUGAACAUAUGGAAAGUAUUAGAAAUAUUUAUUGUCUGUAAAUACUGUAAAUGCAUUGGAAUAAAACUGUCUCCCCGAUUGCUCUAUGAAACUGCACAUUGGUCAUUGUGAAUAUAUUUUUUUCCCAAGGCUAAUCCAAUUAUUAUUAUCACAUUUACCAUAAUUUAUUUUGUCAACUGAUGUAUUUAUUUUGUAAAUGUAUCUUGGUGCUGCUGAAUUUCUAUAUUUUUUGUAACAUAAUGCACUUUAGAUAUACAUAUCAAGUAUGUUGAUAAAUGACACAAUAAAGUGUCUCUAUUUUGUGGUUGAUUUUAAUGGAUGCCUAAAUAUAAUUAUCCAAACCGAUUUUCCUCUGUGCAUGUAAAAAUAGCCGUAUUUUAAAUUUGUAAAGAAUAUCUAAUAAAAUAUAAUCUAACUACAUUGU
Messenger RNA from Galeopterus variegatus (Sunda flying lemur), 1444 nucleotides. RefSeq names its product parathyroid hormone-like hormone (gene PTHLH). Gene Ontology annotation, cellular component: extracellular region. The transcript has 5 exons. The record is from RefSeq and is a predicted model, not a curated record. Lineage: Eukaryota; Metazoa; Chordata; Mammalia; Dermoptera; Cynocephalidae. Bases 439 to 972 code for a protein of 177 amino acids. Gene Ontology annotation, molecular function: peptide hormone receptor binding; hormone activity. Gene Ontology annotation, biological process: bone mineralization; osteoblast development; adenylate cyclase-activating G protein-coupled receptor signaling pathway.